Messenger RNA from Anolis sagrei ordinatus, 635 nucleotides. NCBI's taxonomy places the organism in Eukaryota, Metazoa, Chordata, Lepidosauria, Squamata, Anolidae. The record is from RefSeq and is a predicted model, not a curated record.
UUCCUGGCAGCUUUGGUCACCCAAAUGGAUGCGGCCAAGCAACCUCCUGCCGUCAGGCAGAGGUACAUCCACUUCCUGAACCAGCAUCGGGACAACUCCAACGCAAACACCGGAGGAAAGUACUGCGACAAACUGAUGGCGAYACGAGGGUUGACCAGGCCCAACUGCAAGAACACGAACAGCUUCAUCCACGCCACUGAUUCGGCCAUCAAAGAUGUGUGUGGAAAUAAAGGGGAGCCCUACGGGAACCUGCGCCUGAGCUGUGACUCCUUCCGCGUCACCACCUGCAAGCUCAGAGGUGGUUCCAACCGCCCGCCCUGCAAAUACACGCAUGACAACCGGCCCCGCCAUAUUGUCAUCGCUUGCGACCAAGGCUAUCCUGUCCACUACGACGAAGGCAAGGUCAUUGUCAACCGAGGCCGGAAGUGUAGGAGGAGAUAAAGCGGGCAGCGUUCCUCUCCUGCUGUCUCCAUUUCUCCUGCAGCUUCUUUUGCCAUUGUAGCUUUCACAAUAUGUAGAAGACUAGGCAUGCAUUCUCACCCUUCUCUAACCCUCCCCAGCUCUGACUCCUCCAUUAAAGUGUGCCAACUUGUACACCCGAGAAACAAAUAUAUCUUGCUUUGAAGCAUUGCAAA